AUGGCUUCGUUACCAAAGGACGGUCUUCAUGACAUGACGUUGCUGCUGGCGAAGCUGGCGCCGGCCACCGUGGGCGACAUGGUGGCCCUUGUUAUCAUGGCGGCCAUGGCAGGUGCUUACCUCUUCCCGGAGUACACUUGGAACAAUCCAAGCCCUUACAGGCACAUUUGGUAUGAGAGGCCGCAAGAUCAGGACGCUGCGACACGGUCGGCCACCCGCGCGACACGCAACAUUGCCCAGCGACUCGAGGAGCUGGGUAAAAAAGUCGUCGUCUUUUGGGGUUCGCAGUCUGGCACUGCCGAGUCCUUUGCGAAGCGGCUCGCCAGAGAGCUUUCCCAAAGAUUUGGCCUGGCUACAAUGCCAGCCGACCUCUCAGACUUUGACCCGGAGACCAUCUCUUCCAUCAACGAAGACAAGCUUGCCGUCUUUAUCCUUGCGACUUAUGGUGAAGGCGACCCAAGCGACAACGCCAACCAGUUCUGGGACUGGGUUACCAAGACAGCAUCUCCUUCGUCGCUGUCCUCUCUGCGCUACGCCGCCUUUGGCCUCGGCAACAGUAACUACCUGCACUUCAAUCGAGUAGUCGAUUUCAUUGACAGCGCUCUUCAAGAGGCCGGCGCUCAGCGCCUCCUACCGGUAGAGAAAGCCGACGAUGCAAACGGCGACACGGAGGAAGACUUUUGCCGAUGGAAAGAACAUUUUUUCGCGUUUCUUGUAAGCGGCCUUGGGAUCAAAGAGCAAGAGCAAAAGUACGAGCCCAUGGUCUCCGUCGUCUACGACACGUCCAUGGAGCCCAUCGACCUGCACCAUGGCGAGCCAGCUCAACCGCGAGGCAAGGGCUCUACCUCCAAGACGCAAGCACUAGCCAUCAAGCACGUGCGUGAACUAUUCACGAACUCAAAGCGAAACUGCCUCCAUCUUGAGAUUGACAUUUCCGAGCACCCUGAGCUAGUCUACAAGACUGGGGAUCACGUCGGUGUCUGGCCUGUCAACCCCGAUCAGGAGGUUGACCGCCUCUUUCGGGUGCUUGGCUUGGCUGGCGACAGAGACACGCCUCUUUCAAUUAGCGCUCUCGACCCAGCAGUCAAAGUUCAACUCCCAACUCCUACGACCGUCGGUGCUCUUUUUCGGUACUACGUCGAGAUUUGUGCCCCAGUUUCCCGCGAACUGGCUCGCGCCGUUGCCGAAUUUGCGCCCUCUCCAGAAGCCAGGUCCUGGGUCCUUGAGCUAUGCGCCUCUAGGGACUUGUACUCGCAGUUCCUGGAGCGAAACUAUGUUACUCUGGGCAGAUUACUCGAGCGCGCUCUUGGGGACAGCGAUCUGGUCUGGUCCGGCGUGCCGCUGGCAUUUAUUCUGGAGAAUCUGCCAGAAACGCGACCUCGGUAUUACUCGAUUUCAUCCUCGAGUGUUCUGUCUCCCCGGUCUGUGUCGAUCACUGCGCUCGUUUCGAACACGGCGCUCGGCGAUGAAGAGCAGACAGUGCCUGGAAUCACGACAAACUACCUGCUAGCCAAGUCUCACGCACACCAUGAGGUUACCAUCAGUCCUUCGCCAGCUCCAGGGCUCUCGUACCAUCUGCCGGGCCCUUCCGACGUUCUGAAAGAGGCCAAGGUGUUCGCGCACAUUCGCCGCUCGACGUUCAAGCUCCCCACGCAGCCCUCAUGCCCACUGAUCAUGCUCGCGGCCGGUACCGGACUUGCUCCCUUCCGCGCAUUCAUCGCUGAGAGGUGUCGCCUACAGUCCAUGGGGAGGCAGGUCGGCGACAUGCUGCUUUUCUUCGGCUGCCGACACCCAGACGAAGACUGCAUCUACCGCGCGGAGCUAGCGGAAAUGCAGGCAGCAUUGUGCGGAAAGCUACAGAUUAUCGUGGCAUUUUCUCGGCUUCAUCAGACCGAGAGGACAUAUAUACAGGACAAAAUGGCUGCGCAUGAGACCGAAAUCUGUCGCCUUGUGGACAGUGAGGGCUCGAUAUACAUUUGCGGCAGAGCCAGCAUGGCAAGAGAUGCCGGUAGGACACUGGGUCAAUCUAUGGGCCACCACAGAGGAAUGGAUGAGCGCCAGGUUCAGGACUGGGUAGCGAGUAUGAAGCGCACAAGAAAGUGGCAGGAAGACGUCUGGGGCUAG
Molecule: messenger RNA, 2124 nt
Organism: Purpureocillium lilacinum
Lineage: Eukaryota; Fungi; Ascomycota; Sordariomycetes; Hypocreales; Ophiocordycipitaceae
Cellular component (GO): cytosol
Molecular function (GO): NADPH-hemoprotein reductase activity; FMN binding; flavin adenine dinucleotide binding
Source: RefSeq, a predicted model, not a curated record